CGAUCUUGAACGUCUUUCGCUUCCAGUCAAUCACAGCGCAGGCGGUGCCCACCCGAAGGUUUUCGUGCUGUACCGCCGCGAGUGGUCGUUGCGGUACCGGAUCACGGCUUUCAGGAUGUUGUCAGAGUCGAAGACCAGGUCCUGCAGAGCGAUGGUGAUGGAGACCAUGUAUGCACGGAUUCCGGGCAAUAAACGGAAGUGAGAGAAGGCUGGAAUGCUCAGAAAGGAGUUGUGGGUCGGAUAAGUUGGUGCACAUAUAUCAAGAUCGGAGCGGGACAGGAGUUCUCAACGAAAGGUUCUGGCGAGGUUCUGAGGAUGGGAUGAGUUCGUUGCAGCGCUAUAGAUAGGCGCGCUCGAGCAUCUUCGAGUGUUGUUUUGAGUAGUGAUGCUGACUGGGUCCCAGACUUGAAAAAGGCACAGGUGGCUAUGCAUGCAUCAUGGCUCUCACCAAACAACCUCAGAUCAUCGAUCGUAAUCUGCGCAGGGCAACAAAGUCAUCUUGCAGUUUCAGGAUAAUUUCACGGAAGGUUCAAAUCAUGAGGGGUCUUCUCGCUGCUUACCCGUAAGGCUCUGUGCACUACUCUCACGUCAGCGAUGCAGUAGUGGCCUCGAUUUCGCUGACCAUGGCCCGGGUGUACCUCACCUGAGCUGGGCGCUUAACCACAUCGCAUUCACACCUUCCCGGCCGGCCGCAGCUGCCGAUUUUCGUAGGCAUCAUGCUAUCAUCCGCAGUGAUGAAGGCGACUCCCUUUGAUAAACGCCACGUCUCCCUUUUACACACCCAACCACCAUGAGCACUGAACCCAAACGCCCCCGCGCGCGCGACAUCGGAAUCGUCAUCGGAGAACUCCUCAAGCCUGGCAAGCUCAACAGCAUCACGGACGUGCCACGGGUCAAGGUCGGGACGGCGCAGAAGAUAGCUGGGAAUCUGUCCUCGAAGGAUGAAGAGGAGAGGAAGAAGAUCGUGCGUGCAGGAGUGACCAUUAUCGGAACGGACGACAUCGAGCAGGUGCCGCUCUAUGCUGGGGUGGGCAUCCUCCAGGGCUCUGGGGAGCUCACUGGUUCUAUAUUCAUAAAAGAAGGCGGGGAACUCACGUGUCCGAUCGCGAUCUCAGGAACGAUGCACACUGGGCGUGUCUACGAUGCGAUAAAUGGCAUCAACCCUUUGAGAAUCCAGCUACCCGUGGUUGGUGAGACAUACGACCGGAUGACGCAUCCUCUCUCGCACUCGGAGGUGUCCAUGCCCGACUUGGUUUCGGAGGCGGUGGCGAACAUGUCCAGUGAGAGUGUGCAAGAAGGCAACGUUGGAGGUGGGACGGGAAUGGUUUCGUUUGGCCUCAAAGGGGGAACAGGAUCGUCCUCACGCAUCGUGCCAGGCUUGAAUGGCACGAGUUACACAGUGGGUGUCUUGGUGCAGGCUAAUCACGGCUCGCCUUACGAUCUGGUGAUUGGCGGUAAGCCAGUUGGCAAGAUCCUGGACGAGGAAGGCUACACUGCCCCGUGGUUUCCGACGCAUGACGCCCAAGUCAAACAGCUGCAAGAUGGCGAAGGCAGGCAACACCUCAGCAUCAUCGUCAUCGUUGCCACCGACGCUCCGCUGCUUCCUCAUCAGUGCAGCGCGGUUGCCCGGAGAGCUGGUGUGGGCAUUUCCAGAGGAGGAGGAGGAAAUCACUUUUUCAGCGGUGACAUCUUCCUGUGCUUCAGCACAGCCAGACCGGAGACCCCUCGAGUCGCUCCGACGUACGAAACCCGCGUUCAGCCAAUCACGACUUUCACGGUGAACGCUGUACACAACGAAACGCUGGAUUUCAUGUUCCGAGCCGCAGCGGAUGCGACGGAAGAAGCGGUCUUGAAUGCCUUGUUCGCUGCGGAUGAUCUGGAAGGGUAUACGGGAAGGAAGUGGCGCAGCCUGCCGGUAGACAGGGUCCGGGAGAUCGUGCAGCAGUCUCGUUCUUGAAGACCGCGUCAAUCAAAGUUGAGCACUAUAUAUGUACAUACUUAUAUCAGGCGAAAACACGUACUUCAAUUAGUCUAUAAAUUUUAA
This is a messenger RNA of Mycena citricolor, 2044 nucleotides long. The record is from the annotation of a GenBank genome assembly. NCBI's taxonomy places the organism in Eukaryota, Fungi, Basidiomycota, Agaricomycetes, Agaricales, Mycenaceae.